Molecule: messenger RNA, 3422 nt
Organism: Bufo gargarizans (Asiatic toad)
Lineage: Eukaryota; Metazoa; Chordata; Amphibia; Anura; Bufonidae
Gene: BLOC1S1
Product: biogenesis of lysosomal organelles complex 1 subunit 1
Exons: 4
Coding region: 311-688 (125 amino acids)
Biological process (GO): endosomal transport
Cellular component (GO): BLOC-1 complex
Source: RefSeq, a predicted model, not a curated record
GAAAAGGUAAAAAAAAGUUCUGGGUCUUGGAAAUCAUGCAGAAAUGAAAAUGCAAUAAUGCAAACUGGCCAGGUCCUUAAGGGGUUAAUGGCAGACAUUAUGGGUCAAUAUCUGAGGGCGGGGCCUGUUUAAGGAAAACGUCUUCAUGUCAAGCGUUCUUGAAAGUCGUCACGUGUGAACACGGCUAAUAGCCGCCGCGCUUCCAUGUACACACGCCAUACAGGACCGAGCAGCAGGCACUAGCCCCCGCAGUCACGAGCUCUCCCGCCACUUCCGCUCAGUGCUCGUGGACCCGCACGUCACUCCCGCCAUGCUCUCCCGGCUGCUCAAGGAGCACCAGACCAAACAGAACGAGAGGAAGGAGUUGCAAGAGAAGAGAAGAAAGGAGGCCAUUGCUGCGGCUACCACCCUGACAGAGGCUCUAGUAGAUCAUCUGAAUGUGGGUGUGGCCCAGGCUUAUGUGAAUCAGAGAAAGUUGGACCAUGAAGUGAAGACACUGCAGAUUCAGGCCGCACAGUUUGCAAAGCAGACGACGCAGUGGAUCAGUCUGGUGGAAAACUUCAAUCAGGCGCUGAAAGAGAUUGGCGACGUGGAGAACUGGGCCAGAAGUAUUGAAAAGGACAUGCGCAUAAUCGCCAGUGCUUUGGAAUAUGUGUAUAAAGGCCAACUCCAGCCUUCUGCCUCCUGAGCUGCAGCUGCAGCACAACUAGGACUCCCGCAGCCUAACGACUUCUAUGCCACAACGUAUUGGGAUGACUUUGAAGAAGGAAUCUAGUUCUUGUGGCUUAGCUUUGGCUUUUUGAUAUGCUGAACGGUUUAUUGUGCCAUCCUACCAAGGUUGCAUAAUGAUUUCAUUUUGCAAUAAUAUCUUGUAAGAGAGGACUAACAUGGAAGUAUUAUGCUACAUCUUAUGGGAAAUAGAAUAUUUAGCAAUGAAUAGCUUAGGCUACUUUCAUACCCGCGUUUUGGCUUUCCGUUUGUGAGAUCCGCCAUGGGCUCUCACAAUCGGUCCAAAACGGAUAAGUUUUGCACUAAUGCAUUCUGAAUGGAAAAGGAUCCCCUCAGAAUGCAUCAGUUUGCCUCCGAUCAGUCACCAUUCUGCUCUGGCGGCGGACACCAGAACGCUGGCUUCUUGGCGAAAAACGAAACUGAGCUAAACGGCACACAAUGUAAGUUAAUGGGGACAGAUCCAUUUUCUGGCACAAUAGAAAACUGAUCUGUCUCCCAUUGACUUUUAAUGGAGUUCAUGACUGAUCCGUCUUGCCUAUGUUACAGAUAAUACAAACGGAUCCAUUCAUGACGGAUGCAUGUGGUUGAAUUAUUGUAACAGAUCAGUUUUUGCUGAUCCAUGAUGGUCUGAAAGUAGCCUUACUGUUAAGUCAGAAAAAUUAUUACAUGCUCUAUCAACUUAUACAAAAUAUCCGGGUUUUCUAAAUGUGCUUAACAUAUGCCUACCCAGUUCUUUUAUUCCCUCAGAUGACUGUUUUUCUGAACUUUGUUUUCUUCUUCGUGCUGUGUAUUGAAGAUUUUGAAACAUCUUUAUUGCUAAGUGGAGAAAGUCAGCAAGCAGCUUAGCUACUGUAGACUGCCCGUGUUCAUGUGCCAGUGUCUUGAGAAUGCUAAAUUUUAUGGGAACUGUCACCAUGAAAAUGCAAAAUAAUCUGCAGGCAGCAUGAUAUAGAGCAGGAGAUGCUUAGCAGAUUGAUAUAUAGUUUUGGGAGUGGGAAAGACUAAGUAAAACUUCUAAUUUACUCUCUUAAAUUCCGCCUCCUUGACUUCAAAGUCUAGAAGAAGCACAGAUAUAAAUGAAUAAAUAAGUUUUACUGAUCAUUUCCCCUCAAAACUAUCUAUCAAUCUACUAAGCUCCUCCUGCUCUAUACCAUGCUGCCUGCAGCUCAGACCCCAUGUUCAAUGUGACUAGUUCCUGUUAAAUGAUCACUAACUGUUCACACAGCUUUACAUAAAUCAGUAGUACAAGUGAUCAUAAAAAACUUUGUAAUAUAUCUUACCAGAGAAAUAUGGUUUGUUCACCUGUAACAGCUGCUAACUCCUUCUUGAAACGGACUGGCUCAUAAAGAUACCAGAUUACACAUGUAAGGACCCUGUCACAGGAGUGAGUUUUCCGCGCAGGUGCGAUCCAUGAAGUGAACGGAUGUGUUUUUCACAUAAUUUCUGUGUCGCGUGAGAAUCGCUGCAUGUUCUAUAUUCUGCGUUUUUCACACAGCCCUGGCCCCAUAGAAGUGAAUGGAGUUCAGUGAAAAAUGUAUUGCAUCCGGAUAUAACCUGGAUGCAAUGCGGUUUUCCCUGAUGGUUACUAGAAGAUGUUUGUAAAUCUUUUUUUUUUUUUUUUUCAUGUGCUUGAAAAAUGCAUUAAAACUGAAUGCACCAGCUUGGAAAAAAAACUAAAACACUAAACGUAAUUGCAGACAAAACUUGCGAAAUGGUGCAAGUUUCACUGAACACAUCCUGACACAAUCCGCAUCCUUCGUGUGAAAGAGGCCCAACAGAAGUCUGUGGAGAGGUGAGGAGUAGGAGUGAGCAAGAACUGAGUGGGACAGGACAGCGAAAUUCAGCCAGCUUAAUUGACGGUUUCCAUCUCAGCCCAAGUGCUUUAUUUACAUCCAUACAAGUCUGUAUAUAUCCUCCAUGAUCCUGGGGCUGCUUCUGCCCAAGUAAGAGUCUUCAUCCACCAGUUGUGAGAGAACUGCUAACUAGAGAUCUAUUAUAGAGGAGAGAACUGCUACAAAUGCCAGAAACACAUAAUAUAGUGUUAUUCCUCAUGAACACACAUUGUACUAUUGACUAAUGAAAAGCUUAUUAAAAACUAGGUGCGCUGGAAAGUAGCUGUCCGUCUUGUUAAAAGGGUCGCCUAAGCUGAAACAGGUUAUCCUGAUGAAUAGACAAUUGGUGAACAACUCAAUUCUGCGGCAGAAAUCAUUCAGUUGCCCACAUGAGAAAUAAAGAAUUGCGUGUUUAAUGUUGAAAUCUAAGGUCUGUCUACGUAAUGCACAUCCAUAGCAAGAAAUGCUCUUUGCCUAAUAGAUUGCUGAACAGUAUACUACCCUUCUGUUAGCUCAAAAUCCCUAAUAGAGUAUUUAAAAAUGGUUCUUCUAAACCAGACAACCCCUUUUAGGUCAGUGCCUACCACACUAGAACGCCUAUUGCAAUGCUGCAUUGUCUCCUGACUUCUUAUGAUAUCGCAGGGUGGAGCAUGUUUAUCAAAGAUGGUGGACACGGACACAAGUAUCUGCUCAAAGUUUUAUGGCUGCUCUUGAUAUUUAGACAACUAAUAAAAGUAAAUUAAGGCAUGGCUUAUUGAAUUAAGCUCAUCAAACAAUUGUCACUGGAUUGUGAAAAUAAAGGUAUUUUCAAUCUCCAUGACAAGCAAUGUCCACACCUGUCUAAUAAAGUCUUUUACAUGA